Messenger RNA from Ailuropoda melanoleuca (giant panda), 2125 nucleotides. It is a transcript of the gene IL13RA2, whose product is annotated as interleukin 13 receptor subunit alpha 2. Bases 519 to 1679 code for a protein of 386 amino acids. The record is from RefSeq and is a predicted model, not a curated record. Lineage: Eukaryota; Metazoa; Chordata; Mammalia; Carnivora; Ursidae. Gene Ontology annotation, biological process: cytokine-mediated signaling pathway. The transcript has 12 exons. Gene Ontology annotation, molecular function: protein binding; cytokine receptor activity. Gene Ontology annotation, cellular component: membrane; external side of plasma membrane.
CUCUAUUAUUUACUUUUGAAGUUGUUACGCGAAGUUAAUGUUUUGAGUACACAGUGUUUGCUUGCUGACAAGUAUUUGGGAGCAUCUGGUAGUGGGGAGAAGGGUGUUGAACAAAAGAGAUUGUUUUGCUAGUUCCAGAGAAGUGGUGCCUUUCAAGAUACUGCAUUGCUCUUCAGCUGUGACUUCACUUGAAUAGAAUUGUGCUCGAUCAGCAGACAAGAAGGGAAGUAUUAGAGAUUCUAAUUAAUGUCUCCAAAGUGAAGAAGAGAAAAAAAAGAGGACCUGUGAUAAUUCCUGUGAUAAUUGCCUAUGAUAAUUCAUUUCUUGGGAAACCAUAUUAUUGGUCUCUUCCCCUCUUGUGAAAAAUCCUGUCUUUCCUGGUAACCAUAUAGCAUGUGAGGCACCUCAUUGCUCAAGUGGCAAUCGUGUAACCCAGAAGCCAAGGAAAGAGCUGUCUUCACAACCAUUUGUGUGAGAAAGUCUAGAGUGGAAAUUUCAAAGUAUUGAAUCUUGGAGAAAUGGCUUUCAUUCAUUUGGAUAUCAGAUGUCUCUAUACCCUACUUAUUUGCACAGCAUUUGGCUCUGUGCCUUCAAAUGCUGAGAUAAAAGUUAAUCCUCCUGAGAAUUUUGAGAUAGUGGAUCCUGGAUAUUUAGGUUAUCUGUCUUUGCAAUGGCAACCUCCACUGUUUCUGGAUAAUUUUAAAGGAUGUACAAUAGAAUAUGAAUUAAAAUACCGAAACAUUGAUAGUGAACACUGGAAGACCGUCAUUACCAAGAAUCUACAUUACAAAGACGGGUUUGAUCUUAACAAGGGUGUUGAAGCAAAGAUACACACACUUCUGCCAGCCCAAUGCACAAAUGGAUCAGAAGUUCGAAGUUCAUGGUCAGAAACUGCUUAUUGGACAUCACCAGAAGGAAAUCUGGAAACUAAAAUUCAGGAUAUGGACUGUGUAUAUUACAACUGGCAAAAUUUACUCUGCUCUUGGAAAUCUGGCAUGGGUGUCCAUUUUGAUACCAAUUACCAAUUGUUUUACUGGUAUGAGGGCUUGGGUCGUACAACACAGUGUGCUGAUUACAUCAAGAUUAAUGGAAAAAAUAUGGGAUGCAAGUUUCCCUAUUUGGAGUCAUCAGACUAUAAAGAUUUCUACAUCUGUGUUAAUGGGUCAUCAGAAUCCCAUCCUAUCAGACCUAACUAUUUUAUUUUUCAGCUUCAAAAUAUAGUUAAACCUUUGCCACCAGAGUAUCUUAGUCUUACUGUGAAGAAUUCAGAGGAAAUUAACCUGAAAUGGAGCAUUCCUAAAGGACCCAUUCCAGCAAAAUGUUUCAUUUAUGAAAUUGAAUUCACAGAAGAUGAUUCUACCUGGGUGACUACCACAGUUGAAAAUGAGAUACAAGUCACAAGAACAUCAAAUGAAAGCCAAAAAUUAUGCUUUUUGGUAAGAAGUAAAGUGAAUAUGUAUUGCUCAGAUGAUGGAAUCUGGAGUGAGUGGAGUGAUGAACAAUGCUGGAAAGGUGACAUAUGGAAGGAAAUCUUAAUAUUUUUCCUGAUACCAUUUGCUUUUGUCUCAUUAUUUGUUUUGGUAAUAACUUGUCUGCUUUUGUAUAAGCAAAGGGCUUUACUGAAAACGAUCUUUCAUACAAAAAAAGAAGUCUUUUCUCAUCAAGAGACAUUCUGUUGACUCAUUAACUUUCAGUCUUAUGGCCAAAUGUUAAAUAUGAGUCUUAAGCUGAAGCUUUUCUCCAAAUAUUGAAUAAACCUUAUUUUAAAAGCAUUGUUGUAUUUAAAUAGGCUUUAGUAUACUCAAACCCUCAACUAGUAGUACAUUUUCUGGAUUCUAUUAAUAGGUCUUUUCCUCAUUAAUAUAUGGUCAGGGUGCUACACAUAAAGAAGUCAAGGGUUGGGUCAGAUUCUAUUCACUGAUGUGUUAAUAAAACAAUGUGAUUUUAUAACUUGCACUAAGCCAGAAAUGUUGAAUCCUGAAAGAUGAGAUUCUAAUUUCUUUUUUAAAUUGUACUUGGGAUGAAUGUAUUCACCGUAAGUUGUUUGGCUUUAAAAGUAACCUGUGGAGAGGGUUAAUAAGAAGUGAGAAGUUUUCACUAUGGACUAUGAGAAACAAACUGAGGG